This is a messenger RNA of Pecten maximus, 2451 nucleotides long. RefSeq names its product insulin-like growth factor-binding protein complex acid labile subunit. Bases 141 to 1889 code for a protein of 582 amino acids. Gene Ontology annotation, cellular component: plasma membrane. The transcript is spliced from 2 exons. NCBI's taxonomy places the organism in Eukaryota, Metazoa, Mollusca, Bivalvia, Pectinida, Pectinidae. The record is from RefSeq and is a predicted model, not a curated record. Gene Ontology annotation, molecular function: protein binding.
UUUUAAGUGCGUGAGUUAUAAAGCUCCGCCGUCGAUACUGUGUUUAUGGAUAAUUUCAGCCUUCCGUGUCGUCACUCUACCUGUGUAGACUGGUGUGUACGUGGUAAAGGACAGAGCUUCACUAACAGAUACAAUGGAACAUGAAGCACCGCCGUGAUAACAACACAAGCGUCAGUGUGACCCUGCUGAUCGUCUGGUUGUUAGCCUUGUCAUGUGAUGCCUGUUCACCCACGUGUGAUUGUGUUGGGAACUACUUUGCGUACUGUGAUAGACGCGAACUUACUUCCGGUCAUGUGAUCAACUUAAUAAAUCAGCUUCCGGUGAGGAUCACUUAUAUUGACUUCAGUCACAACUUUAUAAGAGUGCUGAACAAAAAUAUGUUCCAUCGUCAUUCGGAUUUAACGACCAUCAGCCUCGACCAUAAUGUCGUGAGUGUGAUCGAUGGAGGUACAUUUCAUCCACUUCUACGUCUACGUAAACUCUUCCUCCAUCAAAACCAACUACCCCAGAUUACCACAGACAUAUUCUCCCAUCUCAAACUACUGCAGAAUCUUCAUUUGAACAACAACCACAUCAGAAUCAUUCGAGAUAGUAGCUUCGCUCAUCUGGUAAAUUUACGAGAGCUUUAUGUAAACAGAAACUUUCUAACAAAUGUGACAUCCAAAACCUUUGUAGGUCCAAUUAGACUCAAAAUACUCAAUAUGUCAGAAAAUAACAUCCACUUCAUCAGCGAUUUCGCGUUUGCUUCAUUGUUUAAUCUUCACAAACUUUUCCUGGAAAACAACGAGAUCGCUCUUCUAACGUCAAAGACAUUCUGGAAUCUGACGUCACUGCGGGAGUUAGAUCUACAUAACAACAAGAUAACCUCAAUACAAGCGUCACACGUGGACCCGUUCAGACGUCACAUCCGGGUACUGAGACUUUCAUCGAAUAGACUUACCUAUUUAAGCGGGGGUGUCUUCAGUGAUAUGAACUCGCUAAAAGUUUUAGAUUUAAAUGAUAAUCAAAUUAAAACGACAGAAGAAAGUGUGUUCUGGCAUCUGGACCUUCACGAAUUACGUUUACAGGGUAAUCGAUUCGAGACUGUAACGAGGGAAAUGUUUCUCCAUACGUACUCACUCAGAAAUCUAGACUUUAGUUAUAACAGGAUCCGGGCCGUUAGUCCUGGGUCGUGGGCUGGUCUGGGACAGUCGCUACACGUCCUUAAUCUAACAGGUAACAGACUCAUGGAUCUCUCGAAAAGCAUGGUGCAGGGCAUGACAGCAUUGCGCAUGCUCAGUGUGGCUAACAAUAACAUUUCUAGCAUUGAAUCAGGAUUUAUGUCAGAACUAUCGAGUUUACAAAUGUUAGAUCUCCGUGCUAACAGUCUUGGGUCGUUAGUGUCACGUGACCUCACAGGCCUAGAAUUGGUGCCGAGAAUACUUCUGGAGGGAAACCCUCUGCGUGAACUGUCAGGAUUUAUGUUUGUCGGGGAUAUACAUGUCAGUGUCAGUCUAUCCGUUAUAUCUACGGACGACAAGACAGUCAACAUCACCUGGCCUUAUAAGGAUGGAAAUCAAUUAUAUUGGUCAGUAACCGUGAAAAACUUAAAUAGAUCAGAAAUCAGUCACGAUGUUACAAUCUACCUACAAGCUUAUAUGACACGUGCAGUGAUACCGGAGUUAUCCCCCCUUACCCAUUACUACAUCUGCGUCAGGCCAGUGUUUGUUGACGGGAGCGUUAUUGUGGACCAGAUUGGUUAUGUGACGACUUCCGGUUCGGAUGAGUUUGUCUCACAGACAACAUUGCGCCAAGACAUACAAGUCUCAAGGUCAAGUCGUCCCCUUCCGUCGGCCAUUUUGUGCUGUCUAAUAUACAUAUCUAUGUUGUUGUUUACUCCAAUUCCCUGAUUUAAACAGUAAAAGACUCGCAGAUUAGUUUUCUUACUUUGAAAGUUGUUUUGAUGAUUCAACAUUUUUUACGUCGUCAUCAAACGUCUGUUUCAGACUAGGUAUAUUAGUCGCGGUGGUUACUAAGCGGACUGUAAUAUUCUCUAGUCAUUUUUAUUUUCAAUAUAUCAUUAUUCUAUUCCAUCCCCGAAAAUAACUGAAAUAGAAUCCUUGUUUAUAAAACCCAUUACAGAACCUAAAGGAACCUAAGCUACUGAAGAUUAUUAGAUACGUCUGAUUGGCUGGUUCGUUAGUCAACUGUACUAUAUCCUGGUAUAUAUGUUAAUUCAUACAAGAAAACAAUCGGCGUUCUCGUGCAAUGUCUUAAACUGAUUAACAUUGUAUGUAGUAUUCCCAUGCCAAAUACUGUUGAUGUAUACUCGGUGUUCACAUAGAAGAGGUUUUCUUUGUGCCAUUUGUUAGUUGACAAUAAACUAUGUCUAAAAUAAAUCUGAAAUCAAGUUAUUUAUAGAACGACAUCAAAGGUAUAACAUGUGUAAUUAAAACAGUUUUGAUGACGUCA